Messenger RNA from Piliocolobus tephrosceles (Ugandan red Colobus), 1652 nucleotides. It is a transcript of the gene CTF1, whose product is annotated as cardiotrophin 1. The record is from RefSeq and is a predicted model, not a curated record. The transcript has 3 exons. Gene Ontology annotation, molecular function: cytokine activity. Lineage: Eukaryota; Metazoa; Chordata; Mammalia; Primates; Cercopithecidae. Gene Ontology annotation, cellular component: extracellular region. Bases 32 to 637 code for a protein of 201 amino acids. Gene Ontology annotation, biological process: positive regulation of tyrosine phosphorylation of STAT protein; cell surface receptor signaling pathway.
UGGAGGGAGCCGGGAUCAGCCAGGGGCCAGCAUGAGCCGGAGGGAGGGAAGUCUGGAAGACUCCCAGGCUGAUUCCUCAGUCUCACUUCUUCCCCACUUGGAGGCCAAGAUCCGUCAGACACACAGCCUUGCGCACCUCCUCACCAAAUACGCUGAGCAGCUGCUCCAGGAAUAUGUGCAGCUCCAGGGAGACCCCUUCGGGCUGCCCAGCUUCUCGCCGCCGCGGCUGCCGGUGGCCGGCCUGAGCGCCCCGGCUCCGAGCCACGCCGGGCUGCCGGUGCACGAGCGGCUGCGGCUGGACGCGGCGGCGCUGGCCGCGCUGCCCCCGCUGCUGGACGUAGUGCGCCGCCGCCAGGCCGAGUUGAACCCGCGCGCGCCGCGCCUGCUGCGCCGCCUAGAGGACGCGGCGCGCCAGGCCCGGGCCCUGGGCGCCGCCGUGGAGGCCUUGCUGGCCGCGUUGGGCGCAGCCAAUCGCGGGCCCCGGGCCGAGCCCCCCGCCGCCACCGCCUCCGCCGCCUCCGCUGCCGGCGUCUUCCCCGCCAAAGUGCUGGGACUCCGCGUGUGCGGCCUCUACCGCGAGUGGCUGAGCCGCACCGAGGGCGACCUGGGCCAGCUGCUGCCCGGGGGCCCGGCCUGAGCGCGGCGGGGCAGCUUGCGCAGCCUCCUUCCUCUGGGCUCCGUUUCUCUCUCUGCUUAUUUGUCUUUCUCUGCCGCUUUCGGUGUCUAUCUGCUCUUAACUGCCUCCGUUGCCUUGGCCUUCUUUGCUUUUUGUGGGGGAGAAGGGAGGGCACGGGCAGGGUCUCAGUCUCUCGACCAGGCCAGAGUGCAGUGGCACGAUCCCAGCACUGUUCUCCUGGGCUCAAGCCAUCCUCUCGCCUCAGCCACCCUAGCAGCUGGUACUACAGGCACACGCCACCACAGCCGGCUCAUUUUUUAUUUUAUUUUUUGUGGAGACGAGGUUUUGCCAUGUUGCCCAGGCUGGUCUUGAACCCUUGGGCUCAAGCGAUCCUCCCGCUUCAGCCUCCCUAAGUGCUUGGAUUGCAGGCAUGAGCCACUGUCCCGGUCUCUCUUUGCUUUGCCUGUUCCCUUCUCUUAACUCUUGGGCCCUCCUCGUCUGCAUGGUAACUCCGUCUGGGUCUACCGUUCUCUUGCUCUCCCUCCUUCCUUGGGCCUGCCUCAGUUCCCUUUGGCCUUCCCCUUUACCCAGCUCUUGGGAGGUCUCUGUUUUUCUCCAUCCCCACUUCCUGCCUCCCCGUGGCCCCCUGUGAGCUCAUGUGUACAUCUCAGCCUCAUCUCAAGGAGGUGACACCUUGUCUCCCUGUCCCUGUCUGGCUGUCUCUCUGUGCUUUCCUGGCCAGGGGCGUGCCUGCUUGUCCUGUUGGGGGAAGGCUACCUCCGCAUCUCAGCCACCUUCCUCAGGCUCACUCCACCCACAUCCCCAGUCUCCCACACCCCAUCCCUUCAGGCCUCAGCCUUGUCCCUUUGAUGUCUUCCUUUCCUUCAGCCCCUCUGCCCUGUCCCUACACACCUCCACUGCCUCCUACCAGAUGUGGGGAGACAAAACAAGCAACACCUUAAGAGAGUUUUAUUUCUGAAAAAUAAAUUAAUUUUUGUAAAUAAAAUGUUUAAAAAUAAAAAUGAAACUAAAGUUA